UAAUUCGUUCCAACAUGGAGAAAUUUCACGGCUUGCAUGCGAGCUAGCUAAGUAAAUGAACAACAUUGAGAAAGACCUUGGUGGAUUGUACUCUACAUAGGAAAUUAAGUGUACCGUAAUAUAGAUAAGAUAUCGGGAAAUAAUAUGUUUCGCUUAAGAGUAAAUAUUAUGGGAUCGUCGUCUUCACAAAAGCUGUGUAUCCUGUACCUACUACACCUGGGACAGAGAAUCCCUCGAUGUUUUCAACUGCCAUGGGUGAGACCUUACCUCAGACUAGGAACUAUCUGUAGUGUCACUGGACCUGAUUCAGCCACUCCUUGUAGUAUCUCUACCAUUGACGGUAUUGGACCCGAUUCAGCUACUCUGAAUACAUCAACCAAUGACAGUAGCCAACAGACAGCAACAACAGUCAAUAGCCCUGAGUCUGGCUCUGGCACCAGUACCUCUGACUCCCCUCCUGCCAAGGCCAAUGGCCCUCCACCGACUCCCACCCACUGCUGUAUGAGCGGUUGUCAUAACUGUGUAUGGAUCGAGCACACAGAACAGCUCCUAGCCUACUACCGUAAUGGAGGGUUGGGGAUAGAAAAGGCCCUGGCUGCUAUUGAGGAGAACGUCCCGGAUGAGAACCUAAAAGCGUUCCUAAAGAUGGAGAUCAGGAUGAUGAAGAAGUCAAGUUUUUAAGUAUGGCUUUGUGCGGCAGUGAGUGAGAGGGAAUGGAGACAUUGAGGGCAUUUUUAUACUGUAUGCACUUUAAAAUCACUCCCUCAGAUUUGAAUACUGGUGUGAAUUUUAUCGUAUGAGUUUGUCAAACUGUCAUUUUACUUGUUCAAGGACACUUAACUAGCUUUUGUCAUUAUAAAAUAUUCUUACUUACUAUAGAUUAGGUAUUUUACAUGAGUAGCAUAAAUCAUGUAUUAUCAUUUUAUGUACAGUUGAAGUCGGAAGUUUACAUACACCUUAGCCAAAUACAUUUAAACUCAGUUUUUCACAAUUCCUGACAUUUUAAUCCUAGUAAAAAUUCCCUGUCUUAGGUCAGUCAGGAUCACUACUUUAUUUUAAGAAUGUGAAAUGUCAGAAUAAUAGUAGAAAGAAUGUUUUAUUUCUUUCAUCACAUUCCCAGUGGGUGAGAAGUUUACAUACACUCAAUUAGUAUUUGGUAGCAUUGCCUUUAAAUUGUUUAACCUGGGACAAAUGUUUCGGGUAGCCUUCCACAAGCUUGACACAAUAAGUUGGUUGAAUUUUGGCCCAUUCCUCCUCAUAGAGCUCGUGUAACUGAGUCAGGUUUGUAGGCCUCCUUGCUCGCUUUUUCAGUUCUGUCCACAAAUUUUCUAUGGGGUUGAGGUCAGGGCUUUGUGAUGGCCACUCCAAUACCUUGACUUUGUUGUCCUUUAAGCCAUUUUACCACAACUUUGGAAGUAUGCUUGGGGUCAUUGUCCAUUUGUAAGACCCAUUUGCGACCAAGAUUUAACUUCCUGACUAAUGUCUUGAUGUUGCUUCAAUAUAUCCACAUAAUUUUCCUCCUGAUGAUGCCAUCUAUUUUGUGAAGUGCACCAGUCCCUCCUGCAGCAAAGCACCCCCCCCCCCCCCCCCCCUCCCCAAAUGAUGCUUCCACCCCCGUGCUUCACGGUUGGGAUGGUGUUCUUUGGCUUGCAAGCCUCCCCCUUUUUUCUCCAAACAUAACAAUGGUCAUUAUGGCCAAACAGUUCUUUUUUUUUUCAUCAUACCAGAGGACAUUUCUCCAAAAAGUACGAUCUUUGUCCCCAUGUGCAGUUGCAAACUGUAGUCUGGCUUUUUUUAUGGCAGUUUUGGAGCAGUGGCUUCUUCCUUGCUGAGUGGCCUUUCAGGUUAUGUCGAUAUGGGACUCGUUUUACUGUGAAUAUAGAUACCUUUGUACCUGUUUCCUCUUCUCAAGGUCCUUUGCUGUUGUUCUGGGUUUGAUUUGCACUUUUCGCACCAAAGUACGUUCAUCUCCAGGAGACAGAACGUGUCUCCUUCCUGAGCGGUAUGGCGGCUGCGUGGUCCCAUGGUGUUUAUACUUGCGUACUAUUGUUUGUACAGAUGAACGUGGUACCUUCAGGCGUUUGGAAAUUGCUACCAAGGAUGAACCAGACUUGUGGAGGUCUACACAUUUUUUUCUGAGGUCUUAGCUGAUUUCUUUUGAUUUUCCCAUGAUGUCAAGCAAAGAGACACUGAGUUUAAAGGUAGGCCUUGAAAUACAUCCACAGGUACACCUCCAAUUGACUCAAAUGAUGUCAAUUAGCCUAGCAGAAGCUUCUAAAGCCAUGACAUCAUUUUCUGGAAUUUUCCAAGCUGUUUAAAGGCACAGUCAACUUAGUGUAUGUAAACUUCUGACCCACUGGAAUUGUGAUACAGUGAAUUAUAAGUGAAAUAAUCCGUCUGUAAACAAUUGUUUGAAAAAUGACUCGUGUCAUACACAAAGUAGAUGUCCUAACCAAUUUACCAAAACUAUAGUUUGUUAACAAGACAUUUGUGGAGUGGUUGAAAAAUGUAAUCUUCUGACUUCAACGGUAGCCUCGCUACUGUCAUUUUACUGUUUUAAUUUUCUUAUUUAUUUACUUAUCUAUUGUUUACCUCAUACCUAUUUUAUAUUUAUAAAUUGCACUGUUGGUUAGGGUUUGUAAGUGCAUUCGGUGCACGUGACAAACUUUGGUUUGAUAGUGAUUUGAUAGUUAGCUGAGACUUCAAAUUCAAUACGCACAAUUAUAAUUGAUGGAUUAACAUUUUGACAUGUUUGAGGUAUAUGGACUGAAUACAUUUUCAUAUUGGUUGAUGUAUUAUCUAAAUUAUAAGUAUGUUGAUGAUGGACAACAUAUGUGUGAAAUAAAUAUUGUACUUGUGUGACUGAA
Molecule: messenger RNA, 2867 nt
Organism: Oncorhynchus nerka (sockeye salmon)
Lineage: Eukaryota; Metazoa; Chordata; Actinopteri; Salmoniformes; Salmonidae
Gene: oxld1
Product: oxidoreductase-like domain containing 1
Exons: 2
Coding region: 145-681 (178 amino acids)
Source: RefSeq, a predicted model, not a curated record